Molecule: messenger RNA, 1079 nt
Organism: Arabidopsis arenosa
Lineage: Eukaryota; Viridiplantae; Streptophyta; Magnoliopsida; Brassicales; Brassicaceae
Source: the annotation of a GenBank genome assembly
ACACAACCCACUCACAGAAAAACCUAGAAAGCUCUAGAGAGAAAAAGAGAGAGAGAGAGAAGUCGGAGAUGGAAGGUAAAGAAGAAGAUGUCAGAGUCGGAGCUAACAAGUUUCCGGAGAGGCAACCUAUCGGAACUUCGGCUCAGAGUGACAAGGACUACAAAGAGCCACCACCGGCGCCGUUGUUCGAGCCCGGCGAGAUAGCUUCGUGGUCAUUCUGGAGAGCUGGAAUCGCUGAGUUCAUCGCUACGUUUUUGUUCCUGUACAUCACUGUUUUGACUGUUAUGGGUGUGAAGAGGUCACCGAACAUGUGUGCUUCCGUCGGAAUCCAAGGAAUCGCUUGGGCUUUCGGUGGUAUGAUCUUCGCUCUCGUCUACUGCACCGCUGGUAUCUCCGGUGGACACAUCAACCCAGCGGUUACGUUCGGUUUGUUCUUAGCCAGGAAGCUUUCGCUCACACGAGCUGUGUACUACAUAGUGAUGCAGUGCUUAGGAGCUAUCUGUGGAGCUGGUGUGGUCAAGGGGUUCCAGCCAAAGCAAUACCAGGCUUUGGGAGGUGGAGCCAACACCAUAGCUCAUGGCUACACCAAAGGAAGUGGUCUUGGAGCUGAGAUUAUUGGAACCUUUGUCCUUGUUUACACCGUCUUCUCAGCCACUGAUGCCAAGAGAAACGCUCGUGACUCUCAUGUUCCUAUUCUAGCACCGCUCCCUAUCGGAUUCGCUGUGUUCUUGGUUCACUUAGCAACCAUCCCCAUCACCGGAACUGGAAUCAACCCAGCAAGAAGUCUUGGUGCUGCAAUCAUCUUCAACAAGGACAACGCUUGGGAUGACCAUUGGGUCUUUUGGGUUGGACCAUUCAUUGGUGCUGCUCUUGCUGCUCUCUACCACGUUAUAGUCAUCAGAGCCAUCCCAUUCAAGUCCAGAAGCUAAGCUGAUUGAGUUCUUAUUUAAAAUCUGGCUUUUGUUCUUAGUUUGCUUUUUUUUUUUUGUGAAUCUGCUACCUGUGUGUACCGUGUGUCUGUUGUUCUCCUCUUCUUUGCCUAAUGGAGACUUUAUGUAAAACAAAGAUAUUCCCCAGAA